Messenger RNA from Ostrea edulis (European flat oyster), 2923 nucleotides. Its product is annotated as MOXD1 homolog 1-like. Lineage: Eukaryota; Metazoa; Mollusca; Bivalvia; Ostreida; Ostreidae. The record is from RefSeq and is a predicted model, not a curated record. The coding region runs from base 340 to 1977 and encodes 545 amino acids. Gene Ontology annotation, molecular function: copper ion binding; dopamine beta-monooxygenase activity. The transcript is spliced from 8 exons.
CUUUAAUUCAACCACUGUAUAAAUUUGAUAUGUAUAGCCCACCGAACAGAAUAUGCAGUUUUAAAAUUUUCAUUCUUAUGACCGUAAGAAAUAUGACAAAACCAUGCGUGAAUUGUAAUAUGGAAAACACUGUAAGUGAAUUCAAAAGGUAGCACUUUCAAAAUAUAUCUACUGAAAAUAAUGUAAUUCAAAGUGUGGACGUCAUGUGUUGGCUUCAUAGAUUGGAUCACUCUCGGUGCUAAUGCAUCAUGCGCACUCCAAUUAAUUACGUUGAGUGAUUAACCCUCUUAUGAAAUCGUACUACGCUAAAACGCGAACCUUAGACGACUUUUGACACCGAUGAUGCGCGUGCUGUGUCUGAUAGGUUUUGGUCUUGUGGCGACCACACUGGGAUGGCCCUCAUUUAAUGACCACAUACCGAACGGGGACACGGUCCCAAACCCGUGUAACCCCUCCUUGGUGUGGAACGGGGUGGGGCAUCUUGGCCCCCAUGGAUCGGGACCCAGGAAUCAGUUCGGACAUGAUUUUAUGAAUUUCAACAAGAAAUGGAGCGACAUCUGCCGUCUUGAUUCGGACGGGGAUGGGAGAUACAACGGACUGGAACUUGGCGAUCCGAACUGUUUAUGGUCUACCACUAACAGAAACCUGACCCUCCCGGCUUUCUCGCACCCAGGCGUCUGUGAACCUUGGGACAGUCCUGUUUGCAGGUCUAUGAACGCUUCCUUGGACUGCGAGGCCGACAAAGUGUCCACCAAGUGUGACCAAAUAGAUGAACCAGGAGUGCAGAAGUACGAUAUGUUCCUCAAUAAUUACUCCAUACCGCUAAACGAGUGGAGCUUUGUUUGUCGAAUUUUCGAUUUACCAACACACGCAGACUUCCACGUCAUAGCAUCCAAACCAAUCAACCACCACCAUUCUCUUUUGAAGAAAGUGGCGGUUUAUGGUUGCAGUCCAGAUAUGACACCUAUUACAAGACAAGGGGUUUUCGAAUGUUCUUCAAUCAUCGCCAAACCUUGUCAAAGUCUGAUUGCAAUAAUGACCCCUGACCAACUAGACCAAGGAAACUGCUUUCCACGGGACGUAGGACUCCAGAUAGGCAAAACGGGCUUCAAGCAAGUUCUGAUGAAGUGGACAUUUGUGAACCCAACAAAGGAGCAAUCCACAACAGAGGCUGGAAUGUCACUUUAUAUCACCCAGAACCUGCAGAAGUAUAAUGCUGGAGUCGCCAUCCUGGAGGAGACAUAUUUCAGCUUGCCGGGAAACCUUCCUAGUUACUCAGUGUCGUCUGCUUGUCCAAGUUCUUGCACACAACUCCAGAUGAGAUCACCUGUUACAAUCGUGGCGGGAGUCAACGUCAUGAGACAUUUUGGAGUUAAGCAGCAGGUUGAUGUUGAAAGAAAUAACCGGAUCUACAAUUCUAUUACAAAAGACACCCACUACAACGUCUUAGACCCAACUGUUUUCUGGUACACCACACCUGUGCCAGUUUUGCCUGGGGAUAUGUUGAAACUGACCUGCGAAUACAACACCAUGAAUGAACGUAAUGCAGUCACCUGGGGAAUGGGGCCCAAUCAGGAAUUGUGUAAAACCAUUCUCAUCUAUUACCCGAAAGAAAAUUGGGACGACCAUCACUGUGAAAGCUUUAAAAACAUACCACUCUGUGCCCUAGAAAUAGGUGAAUCUGUAUUUGGGUGUACAUACACCGGGUUCAUGAAAGCUUUAGUUUCUAAUCCUCUAUACGACAUGGCAAAAUGUGCGCAAUCAGCGACGUGUACCGACGAGUGUCUGCAGCAGACGAGAGCUGCACGCGGGACGCAUUGUCUGUCUGGUGAUAUGUACGAGCUGUGGAAACUCAUGGCCAGGUCACUUAAAAAUGAAAAUUUGGUUACUCUGUACAAGGCACUGGUAACUUGCGAGGAGCGUUACACCACCUCCUUAUUUGAGGAAAGGUCUCAACGUGGCAGACGACAUAACUGAAAUUGUGUCACUCUUUAUGAACAUUGUGCCAUUUAACUUGAUAGUGGAAUAAUAACACUUGAUGCACCUAAUAUUUCAUGCAUACAUUUCCAAAACUCUUGUUGUGUAAUUUUGAGACAUUAUGAUAAAAAAUUGCUUUUAAACAUGCACCUCCCUCUCCAAAUAUCAAAACACCAAAUAAGAUCUCUGAAUAUUUGCGAUUACAUGCUAUGUAUAUACCGUCAGUUAUUUUACAUGCAUUUGUGGUACUCAGCAUAUGUCUGUACAUAUUUUUAUAACCAUGUCUGCCUACUGCUUAUCUACCGCUAAAAAUACAGCAACAACAAAAGAAAUAAGCACCUGAAAAUUAUCAAUUUAUUGCGUGUUACAUGUGAAUGUGGACCUCUAGAAUGAAAGGAAAAAAAAUAACCAGAAACUCUUCUCCAGUUCACUUAUUCAGGGAUCACAGCAUAAUCACAGACACAGCCUUGAUUGUCCUCACUGAGUCAGUCAACAGCAUGUAGACCUUUCACCUUUGCACAUCGUUGAUUUUUUCACCUUUGCUUAUCGUUGAUUUUUUCACCUUUUGAUGGCCGACUUUCUGGACUGCCACAUAUCAAACUUUCUGCUUGCUGCCAACAGAAGUUCCUCCAUAUGACUAGUCAUCUGUCAAAGAACAAACUAAUCAAUUAUGCAUUGAAUUACAUAGUUUUCUGUCUAAUUCCUGAAAUUAGAACUUUUAUUGUUCAUAGAGAUUGUCAUUGACCUGCAGCAAUAUACUUUUCUGACAUCAUUAUUUGAAACUGAUAGGGACAAAAUUAUAAAGAAGUAUGUUUUCCCAUAUAUACAAAUUCUACAUUACAUGUAUCCAAAUGUUAAAUAUCCCAUGUACAUAUCCCGCAUUAUAUAUACGUGUAUUUACAUCUCCAAUGUUGUUGCCUUUGAUAUAUAAUAACCAUUUCCUCAU